This is a messenger RNA of Telopea speciosissima, 2489 nucleotides long. Its product is annotated as stromal 70 kDa heat shock-related protein, chloroplastic-like. The record is from RefSeq and is a predicted model, not a curated record. NCBI's taxonomy places the organism in Eukaryota, Viridiplantae, Streptophyta, Magnoliopsida, Proteales, Proteaceae. The transcript is spliced from 8 exons. Gene Ontology annotation, biological process: protein refolding; cellular response to unfolded protein. Gene Ontology annotation, molecular function: ATP-dependent protein folding chaperone; heat shock protein binding; ATP binding. The coding region runs from base 126 to 2264 and encodes 712 amino acids. Gene Ontology annotation, cellular component: cytoplasm; chloroplast.
GAAACCCUGCGACGACCGAAGUACAUCAAGAGAGGCCCACUUCUUCAUUUUCUACUUCACUGCGGCCUCUCAUUAGGGUUAGGGUUUCUGUCGAUUUGCAGGGUUUGCAAAGAAAUUCUGAUUACAUGAUGGCAUCUUCAACUGCAGCAAAGAUUCAUGUCCUCGGUGGUUCUGACUUCCCUUCUACGAAAAAGUCAUGGAGUAGAAACGCAAGCUCACCGAGAACUGUCUUCUUUGGUCAGGGAUUGAAUAAUGGAGGAACUACUCCCUUCGGAUUUCCUAGCUCUGCAUUCUUGAAGAUUAAGAGAAAUGUAAAGAGGGAUUCUGCAGUUGGUCCUGUUCGGGUGGUGAACGAGAAGGUAGUCGGAAUCGAUCUCGGAACGACGAAUUCUGCGGUUGCGGCAAUGGAGGGAGGGAAGCCGACGAUCGUGACGAAUGCUGAAGGUCAACGAACGACGCCCUCUGUUGUUGCUUACACCAAGAAUGGUGAUCGUCUGGUUGGGCAGAUUGCUAAGAGACAAGCUGUUGUGAAUCCUGAGAAUACUUUCUUCUCUGUGAAGAGAUUUAUUGGGAGGAAGAUGUCUGAAGUAAAUGAGGAAUCCAAGCAGGUCUCUUAUAGGGUGAUUAGGGAUGAGAAUGGAAAUGUCAAGCUUGAGUGCCCUGCCAUUGGUAAACAGUUUGCUGCUGAGGAGAUUUCUGCACAGGUGUUGAGAAAACUUGUGGAUGAUGCCUCAAAGUUUUUGAAUGACAAAGUCACCAAAGCUGUGGUAACAGUGCCCGCAUACUUCAACGAUUCCCAAAGGACAGCAACAAAGGAUGCUGGACGUAUUGCUGGUUUAGAGGUUCUCCGUAUUGUUAACGAACCUACUGCUGCUUCACUGGCAUAUGGUUUUGAGAAGAAGAGCAAUGAAACCAUUUUGGUAUUUGACCUUGGAGGUGGUACAUUUGAUGUUUCAGUUCUAGAGGUUGGAGAUGGAGUGUUUGAGGUGCUGUCUACCUCAGGAGAUACGCAUUUGGGAGGUGAUGACUUUGACAAGAGAGUUGUUGAUUGGCUUGCUGCAAACUUCAAGAGAGAUGAAGGCAUAGAUCUUCUGAAAGACAAGCAAGCUCUUCAGCGUCUUACUGAGACUGCUGAAAAAGCGAAGAUGGAGUUGUCAUCGUUGACGCAGGCAAAUAUAAGCUUACCUUUCAUUACUGCAACUGCGGAUGGCCCCAAGCACAUUGAAACCACACUCACAAGGGUCAAGUUUGAGGAAUUGUGUUCAGAUCUGCUUGAUAGGCUUAAAACCCCGGUGGAAACCGCUCUAAGGGAUGCAAAGUUAUCAUUCAAGGAUUUAGAUGAGGUCAUCCUUGUUGGGGGAUCAACACGUAUCCCAGCUGUUCAGGAGCUUGUAAAGAACAUUACAGGAAAAGAACCCAAUGUCACAGUCAAUCCUGAUGAAGUUGUUGCCCUUGGGGCUGCAGUCCAGGCUGGUGUAUUGGCUGGUGAUGUGAGUGACAUUGUGCUCCUGGAUGUGACUCCAUUGUCUUUGGGUCUGGAAACUUUGGGCGGUGUAAUGACAAAGAUCAUCCCAAGGAACACUACAUUGCCCACCUCAAAAUCGGAGGUGUUCUCUACAGCUGCAGAUGGGCAGACCAGUGUGGAGAUCAAUGUUCUUCAGGGUGAGAGGGAGUUUGUGAGGGAUAACAAGUCUCUCGGGAGUUUUCGUCUUGAUGGCAUCCCACCUGCCCCUCGUGGUGUACCCCAAAUUGAAGUCAAAUUCGACAUUGAUGCCAAUGGUAUCCUUUCUGUUGCGGCUGUUGACAAGGGUACAGGAAAGCAGCAGGACAUAACCAUUACUGGUGCUAGCACCUUGCCCAGUGACGAGGUUGAAAGGAUGGUGAAGGAAGCUGAGAAGUUCACUAAGGAAGACAAGGAAAAGAGGGAUGCCGUAGACACAAAAAACCAGGCAGAUUCUGUGGUGUACCAGACAGAGAAGCAAUUGAAGGAGUUGGGAGACAAGGUCCCUGCCCCUGUCAAGGAGAAGGUGGAAGCUAAACUUGGUGAGCUCAAGGAUGCAGUCUCUGGGGGUUCUACACAAGCCAUAAAGGAUGCCAUGGCUGCCCUCAAUCAAGAGGUAAUGCAGCUUGGUCAGUCUCUAUACAACCAACCUGGGUCACCUGGUGCUGGCCCUGCACCAGGAGGCGAAGCAGGCCCUUCAGAAUCAGAGAGCAAGGGACCUGAUGCUGAUGUCAUUGAUGCUGACUUCACUGACAGCAAAUGAUGGUAGUGGAUGAUUAUUGGUGAGAACUCCUGGUUUCUAGCCCAUUCAGUGUAUAUUUUCAAAAGUAUCAAUUUGGAUUUUUUGGAGGGGAGGGGGGGGUUUCAAAUCCUGUUUAAUUUUUGGUUUUUGUUUUUUUGGAUAAAUAAGGGUACAGAUUUAGAGAGAGUGGACUAUAGGGAAUCAGCCAUAGCCCAUAAUAGGAAAUUCAGCAGGUUCCAACCCCUU